AUGCCUUGUGCCGAGCCUACUAGCGGACAAGUACACGGCAUGUCUGGCAAAUUACCCCCCGUACUCCGUAUUACAGACCAUACCUCCCAGCAACAGAAUGCAUCCAUCUAUUUCGAGACCGAAACCCCCGAGAAAUCCCCAGCCCAGCACCUACACGGAAGUACUUGGGUACCUAGUAGACGGGAUCGUCAUAAGGCGACGGGCGGGGCGGGGGGUUUGAUCCUGUUCGCCCUAGACCGCGGACUUGACUUGCCGGAUUGGGCUGAUUUGAAGCGGACGGUGGCGAAAUCGUCGUGCCAGACGACGGAGCCAGUCGUUGCCCUGGGGAGAUAUUCCAGGGAAGGACUGAGCGUGCAUGCGUGGGCGGUAUUAUUGAGCGGCGUACGGUCCGGUAUCAAGGGAAUGCAUGCAUGCAAGAUGGAAUCGCAGCUGUACGGAGUGUGGCUGGUGAGCGGAGGGCUCGGAACUCGUGGAAGUGUUUUCCUUACCGCUCUCUGGCACCUUGCAGCUGGUUCACUGCUAUCCAGGAAAGCAUUGCGAGGCUGUCACGGCAUUCCGCAUGGGGAAUACCAGGAUGUGAAGGAUGCGGCCGCAUUCUCAUGCGUUGGCGUCUGUAUGUAUGCAUUACAAAUUACACCGCCAUGUGAUAGAUACAAGUACUACAUUACUACAUCGGGGAUCCGCGAUCAGACCCGAUUGUCUUUCGCACCCUUGCCUAGCCACCCCGUGCUUGGUGCAUCGCAUCGGCCUCCAGAUGCCCUCGUCGUUGCUGUGGCGCAGGCGAGCAGCAUUCCUGCGAUCGCAUCCUCCAUGAUUCAGUCGCCCACACCCCCGGUGGCGCGUCAUGACUCCCGCCGGCGGCGUUAA
Aspergillus terreus NIH2624 is the source of this 867-nucleotide messenger RNA. RefSeq lists its product as uncharacterized. The transcript is spliced from 5 exons. The record is from RefSeq and is a predicted model, not a curated record. NCBI's taxonomy places the organism in Eukaryota, Fungi, Ascomycota, Eurotiomycetes, Eurotiales, Aspergillaceae. Bases 1 to 867 code for a protein of 288 amino acids.